AUGCAUCGUCCAUAUACAGUAUCACCUGAUUAUUGGACAUUAGGUAUAAUUAUACAUGAAAUGGUAACGGGUGAUGCACCUUAUGAUCGAACAUAUAGAAUAGAAUCAAAUACAAAUGAAACUGAAUCAAUUGAAUAUGAAUAUGAUUAUCGAUCGAAGAGUACAAUUGAAAAUGACACAUCGGAUACUAUUCAAUCGUCAUCAAAGCAUUAUAACAUGUAUCUUCGUAUAAUUAAUGGUUGUGCAUUAAUGAAUCUUAAACAUGUAACUAGAAAUUGUGUAUCAAUUAUACGUAAUUUACUUCAAUAUAAUAUUGAAAAACGUCUUGGUUGUGGUAUACGUGGUACUCUUGAUAUUAUUGAACAUCCUUGGUUUAAUCAAAUUAAUUUUUGGAUAUUAUAUCAACAAAAAUAUAUUGCUCCAUUUAUUCCUAUUCGUAAAUAUAUUAUUAAAGAUCAGUAUCAAAAUGAAACAAUACUUAAAUUUACUGCAAAAAAUCAAUAUGAAAAUGAAUUUAAUGAAUUUUAA
Molecule: messenger RNA, 528 nt
Organism: Rotaria sordida
Lineage: Eukaryota; Metazoa; Rotifera; Eurotatoria; Philodinida; Philodinidae
Source: the annotation of a GenBank genome assembly